UAUAGAGAAGUUUAUCAAAGAGUUCAAUAGAAAAUAAAAAUAAUUUUUUUAAAGUGUUUUUUAAUAUAAUAAAAAAAAAAAGAAAAUAAUUAAUUUUAUUGUGAAAUUAUUUGUUGGAUUUUAAAGAUAAAGAAAAAUAUGUCUUCUGAGUAUUCAUUCUGCAGUGAAAAUGGAUUUGAUGAAAUGUCAAGUUCAUCAGAUUCUGGUUUUGAUGUUAGUUUUGAAUCAUCAAAACAUGAUAUUAAUGGAGAACAAGUAUUUCAACAAACUAAAGAUGAAAAAAAGAAAAAAACAAGAAAUACACGUUGUAAAAGUCCCCAACAGGUACUUCGUUUAAAAAGAAAUAGAAGAAUGAAAGCAAAUGAUCGUGAACGUCAUAGAAUGCAUACAUUAAAUGAUGCAUUAGAACGUUUAAGAAUGACAUUACCAACAUUUCCAGAAGAUACAAAAUUAACAAAAAUUGAAACAUUAAGAUUUGCACAUAAUUAUAUUUGGGCAUUAUCACAAACACUUGGUAAUACUGAUAAUGGUGAAAUAACAGUUAAUGUUGGUAAUGUAACAGUUAGUAUAAGUGAUAGUGGAAAUAUGAUAACAUCAUCAACUGGUAGUUGUGCUGUUGCUGCACAAAAACGUCUUGGUCCUGGUUUAACAACAUAUCCAUAUCCACAAGAAAGAUUUAUGCCUGAAUGGCAAGAAUAUGAUUGUUAUAGUGAUCAAAGUGUAUCACCACCAGUACAAUAUCAAAAUUGUUAUGAUCAUGGAAUGUAUAAUCAUCAUCAACAACAUCAAAUGAUGCCACAACAACAUUUUAUGGGACAUCAAAGUAAUAUGUAUCAGUGUCUUUGAAAUUUUUUAAAGUGAUUUUAUAUAUAUAUUUUUUUUUUCUCUUAGUGUCAGUGUUAAAUAUCAACUUUUCAAACAAUUAUGUUAAUUAUUAUUUCUUGUAAUUUUUAAGUCAAACAGU
Molecule: messenger RNA, 964 nt
Organism: Aphidius gifuensis
Lineage: Eukaryota; Metazoa; Arthropoda; Insecta; Hymenoptera; Braconidae
Gene: tap
Product: neurogenin-3
Exons: 2
Coding region: 139-846 (235 amino acids)
Molecular function (GO): protein dimerization activity
Source: RefSeq, a predicted model, not a curated record